UCUGUCCGACAUAGUAAAAUGAUGAUCAAAUAGAUUUUAAGUGCUCACGACGUUUCGCCACGUGCUGUCUUGUGUUUGAUUUUGAUUAAUUCGUCCGUAACAAACUAAACGACUCUUUUAUAAGCUUUGCAUUUCGACGCUGCUGUUAUUUAAAUAUGCAGAGCUUAAACUAAGCAUUUUUAUCUUAAGCAUCUGAGUUGAUUUUACUUAAGAGAAAGAUCAAAGAUGUCUCUUAAUUUUAGAAUCAUCAUUGUUGUUUCGAUUUGUAGUUUCGCUUGCACAACAGCUCAAGAUGCAAGCACGCUGUGUGUGAAUGAUCUUGUCCAGUGGUGUGGUGAUAUGGAAAAGCCUCCAAACUUCAUGGGGAAUUUUAUGACCACUGAUUAUUCAAGCAGAGGUGGACGUCAGAUUGUUCAUUGCAUAGCAGGAACUGGUGGCAUUAACUGUACAUUGAACAACUAUCCGUGGUUUGCGUGUCGACCAGAUGGCAGUGUGACGUAUAAGAACAAUGUGCUUCAGGAAGGUUCUUCGGUUCCUGAUGAUGAUGUUUGUGACGCAUCUAAAAAAGCUAGAAAUAUGUUUACUUACAACAGCGCUGAAGUAAAGGCUGCUAUGGAAGCUGGCAGACGAUCUUAUGAAAGAGCAAUGAGUAAUGUGCGUAAUACUAUGAAUAAUAUUCAAAAUAAACUUUCCAGACCAUGUUUUCCCUUUUGCGGACAUAAUCCUUUUGGAAAUGGUUUCCCAUUCAAUGGAUAACAAAUGAUAAAUGUCCACAGAGAAUUAGUUUGCAUUAUAAACUGUUUAUUUUCCUUUUUA
Parasteatoda tepidariorum (common house spider) is the source of this 816-nucleotide messenger RNA. RefSeq lists its product as uncharacterized. Lineage: Eukaryota; Metazoa; Arthropoda; Arachnida; Araneae; Theridiidae. The record is from RefSeq and is a predicted model, not a curated record.